Molecule: messenger RNA, 903 nt
Organism: Talaromyces proteolyticus
Lineage: Eukaryota; Fungi; Ascomycota; Eurotiomycetes; Eurotiales; Trichocomaceae
Product: microsomal epoxide hydrolase
Exons: 1
Coding region: 1-903 (300 amino acids)
Molecular function (GO): catalytic activity
Source: RefSeq, a predicted model, not a curated record
AUGGGUUCCAACAAUUUUGAGAUCUUCCACCGCCAGGCGUUGCUCCAAGACGACCAGGAAAUCCGCCUUUUCUUUACUGAAGCACAGCCUUCUGGAAAGAAAAAGGGGACCAUCCUCUUGAUUCACGGCUUUCCUCAAACCUCCUAUCAAUUUCGGCAUGUCAUUGGGCCACUUUCUUCGGCGGGAUACCAUAUCAUUGCCCCAGAUUAUCGAGGUCACGGCUACUCGUCUCAUCCUUUAUUACCAGUCGCUUCAUUUAGCAAAAAGGAGCUCGCAACUGAUAUAUUCCGGCUUGUGACCCAAUACCUUGGUAUCAAGGAUAAGAUCCAUGUCGUCGGCCAUGACAUUGGGGGUAUGAUUGCCCACGCUUAUGUGGCACAAUAUUCUCAGCACGUGGAAAGUAUUGUAUGGGGAGAGUGCCCUCUUCCAGGGACGACGCUCUUCGAUCAACUGAAGCACUCGCGCACCCAUUGGCAUUUCGACUUCCAUGGUCAUAAUCCAGAGAUUGCAGUAGCAUUGGUCACGGGGAAAGAGAAGAUGUAUCUGAAGCAUUUUUUCGAUCGUCUGACGCAGAAUCAGUCAGCCUUCACACCGGAAGUGGUCGACUUCUAUACGAUGCAAUAUGCCAUGCCAGAUGCUUUAAGAUGCGCCUUUUUCACCUACAGCUCUUUCGGAAUCGACGCCGAUGACAACAAAGCCUGGCGUGAGAGAAAUGGAAAGGUCACAGUUCGCAAUAUGGUCCUAUCCGGUGACAGAAGCUGGGCUGCGGAUGGCGCGGAGUCGAUGGCAAGCGAGAUGUAUGUUGAACCAAAAGUUGGUAUCGUGGAGAACAGUGGACACUACCUCGCUGAAGAGAAUCCUGAAGCCUUUGUGAGGGAGAUUCUGGGCUUUGUGGACGUCUAA